CUCGGGGCACAAGACGGGAGACACCCUGGACGGGGUGCUAACACAACGCAGCGCACAACCGCACACACAUUCAUACACUACGGACAAUUUGGAAAUGCCAAUCAGCCUACGUGCAUGUCUAUAGAAUGGGGGAGGAAACUGGAGUACCCGGAUGGAACCCUCGACGCACGGGAAGAACGUACGGACUCCGCGCACACAGGGCGGAGGUAAAGUAAACGAAUGAAACCAAAGAGGAGAUUGUGAGUUCGCCUGAGAAACCCUGAUCUCUGAUUUUACUUCAGUCCACCUCUGUGCCUUUUAUAGGCUUAGCUAGAAGGACCUGGCUUGCGCAAUUUUGCUGGCAAUCUGGCAACCCUGGCUGGCAGUAGAGCAGAGAUCUCGUCGCCUGGCAGAUUGCGGAGGAAGGAGGAAGGCUGCUGAGGAUGAGUCUGCAUCACAUCACAUCACAUAACAUAACAUAACAUAAGAGGAAUAUCAUAGCUAUAGAUCUAGACACCGUGUUUAGUCUUAGGGCUAGCUCUAGUUUGAUUAUUUGCACGGAUAAGGAGUGAUCCACAGUCCCCCAAGCAGGCAGGAUGGGGAACCGGGGAAUGGAGGAUCUGAUCCCGCUGGUGAAUCGGAUGCAAGACGCGUUCACAGCCAUCGGACAGAAUGCGAACUUGGACCUGCCUCAGAUCGCAGUGGUGGGCGGCCAGAGCGCCGGGAAGAGCUCCGUGCUGGAGAACUUCGUUGGGAAGGACUUCCUUCCUCGCGGUUCAGGCAUCGUCACACGCCGCCCCCUGGUCCUGCAGCUCAUCAACUCCCCCACAGAGUAUGCAGAGUUUUUGCACUGCAAGGGGAAGAAAUUUACAGAUUUCGAUGAAGUGCGGCAGGAGAUCGAGGCGGAGACGGAUCGUGUCACUGGGCAGAAUAAAGGCAUUUCUCCAGUCCCUAUUAACCUGCGUGUCUGCUCCCCUAAUGUACUGAACCUGACUCUGGUGGAUUUGCCGGGAAUGACUAAAGUGCCGGUCGGCGACCAGCCGGUGGACAUCGAGCACCAAAUCAAGGAAAUGCUCAUGCAGUUUGUUACGAAGGAGAACUGCCUGCUGCUGGCCGUAUCUCCUGCUAACUCCGACCUCGCCAACUCCGACGCUCUGAAGAUUGCCAAAGAAGUGGAUCCGCAAGGUCAGCGCACCAUCGGUGUGAUCACCAAACUGGAUCUGAUGGAUGAAGGAACAGACGCUCGAGAUAUUCUAGAAAACAAGCUGUUACCACUGCGCCGAGGCUACAUCGGUGUGGUGAACCGCAGUCAGAAAGACAUUGAUGGGAAGAAGGACAUCACUGCCGCUAUGGCUGCUGAGAGGAAGUUCUUCCUGUCGCAUCCUGCAUACAGACACCUGGCAGAUCGUAUGGGAACGGCUUACCUGCAGAAAGUCCUCAACCAGCAACUAACCAAUCAUAUCCGAGACACACUGCCCGGACUGCGCAGUAAGCUCCAGAGCCAGCUGCUGUCCAUCGAGAAAGAGGUGGAGGAGUACAAGAACUUCCGCCCGGAUGACCCAUCUCGCAAGACCAAGGCCUUGUUACAGAUGGUGCAGCAGUUCUCUGUGGAUUUUGAGAAGCGUAUAGAGGGCUCGGGUGAUCAGAUCGAGACCUAUGAGCUCUCAGGCGGAGCGAGGAUCAACCGUAUCUUCCACGAACGCUUCCCUUUCGAACUGGUCAAGAUGGAGUUUGAUGAAAAGGAGCUGCGCAAGGAGAUCAGCUACGCCAUCAAGAACAUUCACGGCAUCAGAACUGGGCUCUUCACCCCGGACAUGGCCUUUGAGACCAUUGUGAAAAGGCAGAUCACGAAGAUUAAAGAGCCUUGCCAGAAAUGCGUGGACAUGGUCAUUUCUGAGCUAGUCAAUACUGUUAGGCAGUGUACCAAGAAGCUGGCCCAGUACCCCAUGCUGCGAGAGGAAAUGGAAAGAAUCGUCACUCAGCACAUCCGUGAUCGUGAGAGUCGCACCAAGGAUCAGGUGAUGCUUCUUAUUGACAUCGAGCUGGCUUACAUGAACACCAACCAUGAAGAUUUCAUCGGAUUUGCCAAUGCACAGCAGAGAAGCAGCCAAAUGAGCAAGAAGAAGGCGGCUGGCAACCAGGGGCAGGAUGAGAUCAUGGUUAUCAGGAAGGGCUGGCUGACCAUCAACAACAUCAGCAUCAUGAAAGGUGGCGCUAAAGAGUACUGGUUCGUGCUGACGGCUGAAUCGCUCUCCUGGUACAAGGAUGACGAGGAGAAAGAGAAGAAGUACAUGCUGCAGGUGGACAACCUGAAGCUGAGAGACGUGGAGAAGAGUUUCAUGUCCAGCAAGCACAUCUUCGCCCUGUUCAACACCGAGCAGAGGAAUGUGUAUAAAGACUAUCGUCAGCUGGAGUUGGCCUGUGAGAGUCAGGAGGACGUGGAUGGCUGGAAGGCCUCGUUCCUCAGAGCCGGUGUUUAUCCAGAGCGUGUGGUGAGUGAUGCGAGCGAGGAGAACGGCUCGGACAGCUUCAUGCACUCCAUGGACCCCCAGCUGGAGAGGCAGGUGGAGACCAUCCGCAACCUGGUGGACUCCUACAUGGGCAUCGUCAACAAGACCGUCCGUGAUCUUAUGCCCAAGACCAUCAUGCACCUCAUGAUUAACAACACGAAGGAGUUCAUUAACGCGGAGUUGUUGGCUCAGCUUUAUUCCUGCGGUGAUCAGAACACUCUGAUGGAGGAGUCGGCCGAGCAGGGUCAGCGUCGGGACGAGAUGCUGCGCAUGUACCACGCGCUCAAAGAAGCCCUCAGCAUCAUCGGAGACAUCAGCACCAGCACGGUGACCACGGCUCUGCCUCCACCCGUCGAUGACUCGUGGCUACAGGUGCAGCGCAUUGGCUCUGGGGGAAGGUCUCCAGCUACCAGUCCCACCCCUCAGAGACGAGCCCCUCCUCCAGGUCCCCCAGGCCGCCCUGUUUCUCGUGGCUCCGCCCCAGGCCCUCCUGCUGCUGGUGGGCCUCCUUUGCCGUCUCGCCCUGGGGCGUCUCCGGACCCGUUUGGAGGCCCGCCCCCUCAGGUGCCCUCCCGGCCUAACCGGGCCCCUCCCAGCGUACCCAGCCGACGACCCCCGGCCUCACCCACCCGACCCAUGUGAUCCACAGACUCCUCCCUCUAGACUAUUAGCUCCUCCCACCAGACCUAAGGGGACAGACAUCCAGGGCACCUAGAUCCCCUUUAUCCUCUUCUCCUUCAGAUUCACUCCAGCAUGAACACACACACACUUCACACACACUACACAGGGUUCCAUGUCAUGUUGUUUUCUUUCUCGUUAUUAUUUUACUCUCUCUACAUUUCUUUCUCCUUCAUGUUUUUCUAACGAUCCUUGACUUCUGUUGUGAUUUUUUUUCCUUUUCUUUCUGCCGAAUGAAAGUUCUUUUCUGAAGCCGAUGCAUUAUCACUCCCAGGUGAUGACUGGAGUAACGAGUAUAACUGCAUCUAUUUGUGGAGUGCGCUUUUAUACACGUUCGUUUCCGUUACGUUAUUUGUCUUUGUUUUUGUUUUUUUUGUCCUUCUGUUUCUCGAGCAGCGCUCCUUGAAGUCACAGGCGGGAAGAUGACACCCCACUAAGCUGAAGGGUAAUAAACUUUACAGUGGUUCUGAUUUGACGACCAGAUUUUAAAAAUCACACACAUUUAGCUCUAAACGGUUCCGUUCGAUUGACGGUUUAAGUACAAUCCCAGGCUCUUGCCUUCCAGCCUUGCUGACUUUGGGGACGCCCUUUUACUUACUACUGCUUUAAUAUUACUUUCGUUAUUCACUCUUCUUUCUCUCUUUUUCCUCCUCGUGUUGCUCAGGCGGCCGAGCAGGGGCAGCCCUUCACACCCUGAGAGCCCUCUUCCUUCAUCUGACUCCUAACUACCCCGUCCUUUUUCCCUCUGCUCUUCUCCGACUUCUUUUACUUCAUUUUCUCUUCUCUUCUCUUUCUCCCUGUCCCCUUUAUCCUCGUUUCUUCGUCUCCCUUCUUUCUUGCUCUUUCGUUUUCUCUUACUUCUCUUUCUUUUUCAGUUCGGUCUCUUUUCUACUCUCCUUUUUACUUGAUUUUAUGUUCUCGUCUCGUCUUUAUUUCUCUUCCUUUUGGUUUAUUCUCUUCUUCCUUCCUGCAUUUUCUUUCCCCUGUAUUCUUCGUUAUUUCUUCUUCCUCACCCUUCUUUCUCUUCGUCCUUGUCUUUUUCUUUUCUGGUACAUUCUCAUUCUCUCUCUCUCUCUCUCUCUCUUCUUGCAUCCUCCCCUCUUUUAUUUCUCUAUCAUUUUCUCUCCUUCCUUCACUUUCUUUCCUUCUUACUUCAGUUACCAUCUUUAUGUUCUUUGCUUUCCUUUUUUUUUUUUUUACUUUAUCCUUCCCCUUUUCUUUCCCUCCAUGUUCCUGAUCUACCUCCCCAUCUCUCCCACCUUUAUUUUGCUCUUCUUAUAUUUCCUUCUUCCUUUUUUCCUCUUCCAUUUUCGUUCCUUCCAUCACUUUUGUUUUUGUUACUUCUUCCUUCCCUCUCUCUUCCAUCCUUUCCUCUUCUUCUUCUUGGUCCUUCCUCUCAAACUCCCUCCAUGAUCACCAUUAGGCAACCCUAAACUAAACCCCACCAGCACAACUCACUCUCUCUCUCUCACUUACACACACACACACACACACACACACACACACACACACACACACACACACACACACACACACGACACAGUGAGGAGAGGCGGAAGAGAAAACCAGACCGAAACCCCUUCAGAUGCAACGCCUCUUCCUCAUUCCACCUGCUUCUUUAAAGGACAGAUGCUCUUCUACAUUCCACAUGAAGUGGAGGAGCAGCGACACCACCACCGUGCUGUGAGAGACGUGUAGUGUUCUUGUUGUCGUCGUCGUCUCUUUGCUUCUUCGCCGGAUUUUCUCCAAAAACCAUCUGGACUCACGUGAAGGCCAUGAACACUGUCUCGAUGUUUAACCUCUAUUGUAACGUACAUGUACGCUGUAGCCAAGGUUCCCUGAAUUCCUCAUCAUGUCCACGUCGUCACGUCCGUACCGAAACGUCCUGGACCGUGUACGUGUUCACCCUCGUGACAUUUCUCCAAGACGUCACUUUUCCACGUAGCGAAUGCAGUCACAUUUUUGCGAGGCGGGAUCUAUACAGAAAGUGCAAUAUGUCUACAGAUCGGUUACAAUUCACACCGUCUUAACACGUCGUAGACCCGAACUUCAAAAAGAUAAACGUGUACACGAAAUGUGCAACAUCUGUUUAACAUCAGCUACUCUUAUUCUCUGUGGGGGAGGGGGAGGGAAAAAAAAAAAAAAAAAAAAAAAACCAACAAAGCAUUGUAUCAUUACUAGCAUCUCUACAGGUGCUUAACUUCUUAAGUCGUUUAUGCAAACGUAUCAUCUUACUUGUGAUUUUAUGUGUUUGAUUUAUUGUCCAUUUAGAAAAUCGGGUUUCGAAGGGAUAAUUUAAAAGAAAAAUCAAAACGGACAAAUCUAGUCGAUCAGCCAGGACGUCUUUGGCGUCCGAAGUUUGCUUUAUUCGUUUAGCUAAAAACAAGCUACGAGACUAUUCUGGCAAAUGUAUUCCUGCACCGGUUUUACACACAGACCAUGCAAAUAUCUGUUCUGAGGAACGAGUUAUUAUACACAUCUAUUACUAUUUUAUACAGGCUAUACGAUCACAUAUGCAGUUCGUUAAUCCAACACGGUUAUUGCUCCUACGCUCUCGUGUUGUACGAGAGUACGGUUGCGGCACAAAACGCAUAUAAAUCGUAUGCUAUUUAAAUUAUGGACACACACUCCGUACAUAUAUUAUAUAUAUAUAUAUAUAUAUAUAAAUAAUAUAGCAUGAAUAUGGUGUUUAGCUAGAAAUAGGAAUUGAGCAAAAAAAAAAAAAACGCCACAUUGAUUAAGAUGUUGGUGUAUUGGACUGCAGUGCUUGCAUCGUGCUGCGGGAUACGUUUAGAUCUGAUAAGUGUAGUGUAAAAUGAUAUUAUUUAUUUAAAAAAAAAAAAAUGAAGAAAAAAAAGAAAAAAGGAUAGUUUCUGUUCUGAAAUCUGAGCCACGUUCGAAGCUGUGGUAAAAUCCUCGAUAUACACAUAUCAGCCAUCACAUUAAACCCAUCGACAGGUGACGUGAAUAACACCGAGUACCUCGUUACAGCGGCACCUGUCAGGGGGCGGGGUUUAUUCAUUAAGAAGGAAGUGAACAGUCAGUUCUCAAAGUUGAUGUGUUGGAAGCAGGAAAAAAAUGGGCAAGCGUAAGGAUCUGAGAGAUUGUGAUGGCUUAGAUGAGUGGGUCAGAGCAUCUCUCAAAAAAAAUAAAAUAAAUAAAAAUGGCUGACCGGUGUACACACACACACACACACACACACACACACACACACACACACACACACACGGCCGCAUCAUAAUAUUUCAAAUCUGUAUCAAUGUGAUUUAAACAAUAAAACCGUCGCGGCCGUUGUGCUGUCCAUAUAACGGCCUAAUCUUUGUCCAUGAUGUUGCUUAGCAACUAAAGCUUACUAUUAACAGACUACAUUACAUAGUGGAACAAUUAUUAGUCCUGUUUUUUUUUUUUUUUUUUUUUUUUUAAACAAAUGUAUUUUAUUGCGAAUAUUAUUCAUUUAUUUAAAUUUAUUGAACACUUAAGUUUUUUUGUUUUCAUAAAAGCAAUAAGCCACUCACAUCCUGCCUAAGAGCACCGUUCCAAAACGAGCACGGCUCAUUUUGGAGCAACUCCUUCAAGAAGCGAAACGUGUGGAGGAACUCUACUUAAAUCGAGACUUAACGGGAAAGAAUUUAAGCUACGAAAAAUUCGCUUCGCCGCACCAAGUAAAGAAGCAAACUUCAGACACCGAACACGUUUUGAUCUGUGGAAAGUGGGGGAAAAAAGGUGUCCGUUUGAUUUUCAGUGAUUAUUCCUUUCGAAAACACUAGCUACAAAUAAGCUGGUCUAUGCAUAGAGGUCUUACGCUGCCUUCAAAUCCUGUCAGUAAUAUCGUAAUCACCAGGUGAACACACUUGAACGCCACGACAAAGCCGUAAUUACUACACGGGAACUUGUAAAUUUCUCACUGAGUCCCAAUUGCCCGUCCCCCCAAAAAAAAAAAAAAAAAAAACACUUGAACACACCACGUUGUAAUCAAGACCUCCAAACUCAUAUGCACGAAUUUCCCAGGAGGACUUGAAGGCAGCUUUAAUCAUUUGCUCUUAAGAAAACGGUCUCAACCCUUCAUCAGUGUGUAUGUGUGUCGUAACAAACCUGAUCGUACUCACCUGUCGCGCAUGUCAACACGACCCUCUGUGUACGCAAUGCGCCCUGCCAAGGCAAUAUUACAUCACCACCUCUGCAUCGUCCUCAUCGUCGGCACUUUUACACCUUCCCCCACCUCCACGCGUAAUCUCAGAGGGUUCAGUAAUCCCAAAUAUUUGGAAGGAUUCUUUAAGAGUAAAACUGUUCAUCACGGCCAUAUCUUUCAGCGUGUUGUAUAUCUAUGUGGUGCGUUAACGGAAAUCGUGCUUCCACUGCUUUAGAGACUAGUUUAGACCUGUAUGGAUAUUUAAUUAUUGUAUUAAAUUAUGUGUGACUUGAGUAACUUAUAAAUGAAUAAUAAUAAUAAUGAAUAAGAAAAAAAAACAAAAAAAAAAAACAGGAGAUGAUGCAUCAUCGAGUGGUGAGAGACGGAGGAACGGACUUCGGUAGCGUGUAGAGACGUCCAGUCGUCGUGCCGCGAGGACGAAGCGAACGUGCGACGUUCGGAUACAUCCUGGUACUUUUACCGUGUAACGAAGGAGUCUGUCUCGCAGGACCGAUCUGUUCAAAACAUUAAAAUUCAGUGUACAUGGUUUUUUGACUGCUGUGGUUUUUGUCAAAUGUCACCAAUAUAUGAAAUUGUAAAUAUUGAGAAAUGACUGUAGGACAGGAGGAAGAAAACGCUUCAGGUCAUGCAGUUGUUGGAAAAUAAUCAACUUCGGUGAGGUGACGGGAACUUGGCUUAAAUCGCACGACUCCGUUGUUGAUUACUUCUCAAUAACAGCACAUCCCCGAGUGUUUCAAUCCCUACAUACUACAUAAACACACACAAAGAGAAACAGCAGCUCUUACUUUGCCCAGGUUUAUUUAGGAGGAACGGAAAAAAACCCAAAAAAAAAAAAAAAAAAAAACAA
Ictalurus furcatus (blue catfish) is the source of this 8164-nucleotide messenger RNA. RefSeq names its product dynamin 1a (gene dnm1a). Gene Ontology annotation, molecular function: microtubule binding; GTPase activity; GTP binding. Gene Ontology annotation, cellular component: membrane; microtubule; cytoplasm. The transcript is spliced from 22 exons. Bases 576 to 3131 code for a protein of 851 amino acids. The record is from RefSeq and is a predicted model, not a curated record. Lineage: Eukaryota; Metazoa; Chordata; Actinopteri; Siluriformes; Ictaluridae.